AUGCGAUUCAUCGCCGACGUCUGCAAGAAUCCCAGACUCUUACUCACAGCGACUUGUCUUGUUCAUCAAAAACCAGCUCUUCCUCUUCAAUUCAUUCGCGCCAUGUCUACCACGCUCAAGGGCCAUAAUAUUCCUCUCAGCUUACCUGAUGGACUCUCACAGGAGCAACUCACUUCUUUUAAGCCAUUCAAUAAUUGGGUCGAUACUUUGACAAACUCACUACGUCUUCAAUCAGACGAAUCUCACCCCUUCCACAAAGAUCCAUACGCCCUCCGCUCAGUCACGAUUCAAUCCUUCGAUCGCUUCGGCGAAACCCGUCUCGGCUUUGUUAAACUUACCGCUACAGUAUCCAACGAUGCCGGUGAGACAUUACCCGCAGCAGCACUCCUCCGCGGACCCAGCGUAGCUAUGCUCUUCAUGCUCAUCCCCGACGAUGUGCCUCCCGAGUCAGACGAGCGCUACGUCGUCCUCACGGUGCAACCGCGAGUCCCAGCCGGAAGUCUCAGCUUCGUAGAGCUACCAGCAGGCAUGGUCGACGACGCGGGGAGUUUCAAGGGCGCUGCGGCGCAGGAGAUCCAAGAAGAGCUCGGCGUGACGAUCCACGAGGAUGAACUAACGAAUCUCAGCGAACUUGCUGUUCCCGAGGAUAGCGGAAAGGAAGGCAUCGCGCAGGCCAUGUUCCCCAGCGCGGGUGGGUGCGAUGAGCACAUCACCAUCUUCAGCCAUGAGAAGCGCCUGCCUAGGGAUCAGAUCAAGGAGUGGAGUGGCAGGCUUACGGGGUUGAGGGCGCAUGGGGAGAAGAUUACGCUCAAGGUUGUGCCGAUGAGGGAUGCUUGGAGAGAGGGGGCGAGGGAUGCAAAGUGUUUGGCUGCGUUGGCUCUUUGGAGAGGACUGAAGGAUGAGAAGAAAUUGCCUUGA
Fusarium sp. VM40 is the source of this 918-nucleotide messenger RNA. NCBI's taxonomy places the organism in Eukaryota, Fungi, Ascomycota, Sordariomycetes, Hypocreales, Nectriaceae. The record is from the annotation of a GenBank genome assembly.